Messenger RNA from Tarenaya hassleriana, 853 nucleotides. Its product is annotated as protein CURVATURE THYLAKOID 1B, chloroplastic. Lineage: Eukaryota; Viridiplantae; Streptophyta; Magnoliopsida; Brassicales; Cleomaceae. Bases 195 to 722 code for a protein of 175 amino acids. Gene Ontology annotation, cellular component: chloroplast thylakoid membrane; thylakoid. The transcript has 6 exons. The record is from RefSeq and is a predicted model, not a curated record.
ACACCCCACAAGCCACGAGGAACCAUCUCCACAACCAGAUUUCCCCAGAAUUAUCAGUAUCACUCUCACAAUCACCAUUAAAGCUUUUUUUUUCUUUUUGUUUUCGGCUCCGUUGAAUAUAUUUUCCUAAUAAUUUCUUCUGCCGUUCUGUUUCUGCGAUUCUGAGCCCUUUAACCUCGAGAGCAUCAUCAGCCAUGGCCUCCUCUUCCUCCACUACCCUUUCUAUCUCUUCUUCGUCUACCAUCAUCGAUUCCCGGGCUCCUCCGCGGCAAUCCGCCUCCGCUUCCCCGUCGUGUGUCACUCUUCCGACGCUUCCCCCGUCACCCAUCCAGUCCCAGACCCGCGCUGCCAAAGCCUCCGCUUACUGUCGGAAGAUGGUGAGGAAUGUCGUGGCGAGGGCUACCGGUGAGGCUCCCGCCGAAGUGGCGACAACGGAGCUGCCGGAUAUCGUCAAGACCGUUCAAGAUGCUUGGGACAAAGUGGAGGAAAAAUACGCUGUGGGUUCUCUUGCAUUUGCCGGAGCUGUGGCGCUCUGGGGAUCCACGGGCAUGAUCUCGGCAAUCGACAGGCUUCCACUGGUUCCUGGAGUUCUGGAACUCGUAGGCAUUGGUUACACAGGGUGGUUCACUUACAAGAACCUAAUCUUCAAACCAGACAGGGAAGCAUUCUUGCAGAAGAUAAAGGGCACAUACAAGGACAUCAUAGGAGCAGCUGAGUCGUGAAGAACCCUAGUUGCCAAUCAACAUACUCUCCCUUUUUUUUCUCCCGGAUUGAACGAAAAGUGUAUAACAAUGUCCACUCCUCCCUCAUAUUCCGAGAGACGUGUAAUCUAAAUAAUUUCCAAUCUCUCCCA